Dovyalis caffra is the source of this 942-nucleotide messenger RNA. The record is from the annotation of a GenBank genome assembly. NCBI's taxonomy places the organism in Eukaryota, Viridiplantae, Streptophyta, Magnoliopsida, Malpighiales, Salicaceae.
AUGGUUACAGAUGAAGAUGGAGUAAAGCGAUGGAAGAGGGUCGAAGUGAGGCUCAAAGAUCAUGUCCAUGUUCCGGUUUUCGCCAGCGGAAUGUCAACACAAUUUUAUGAUGAAUGUCUUGAUAAUUAUCUUUCAAAAAUGGCAAUGGAACAACUGCCUCAAAGCCAACCAUUAUGGGAAUGUCACGUAAUAAAAUACCCCACAAGUCAUGCAGCUAGUAACAUAAUAUUCAAGUUUCACCACUCACUUGGAGAUGGCUUCUCUUUAAUGGGAGCACUCCUUUCUUGUUUAAAAAGAGCUGACAAUCCUUCUCUACCCUUGACAUUUCCUUCUGUUCAAUUGCACACCAAUAAGAAUGGCAGAAAUUUUAGCAUGUUCAGGAAUGUGCUUAGAAUUUUCUCUUUAGUUUCCAACACUGUAUCAGAUUUUUGUUCAAGCGUUGUAAAGAGUUCUUUGGUUGAAGAUGACAAGACACCAAUAAGAUCCGGGCAUUCUGGAGUAGAGUUUCUUCCUGUUUCCAUAGCAACAAUGACUUUCUCUAUUGAUCGUAUUCAGCAAAUCAAGGCCAAGCUUGGAGUGACAUUAAAUGAUGUGAUUACCGGAGCAAUAUUCUUGGGAACUAGGAUGUACAUGGAAACAACGAGUCAAGGAUCAGGCAACGCAUGUAGUACAUCACUGGUUCUGCUUAACACAAGAAUGUAUGGAGGCUACAAGUCAGUUCAAGAAAUGCUAAAACCUGAUGCUGAGUUGCCUUGGGGCAACCAUUUUGCCUUCUUGAACAUACCAAUUCCCAAGUUAAGAGAUGCUGAGGAAGAGAAAGAUCCCCUACAAUUUGUCUUCAAUGCAAGAAAAAUCAUCCAGAGGAAGAGAAGCACUUUUGGUGUCUACCUCACAGCCAAAUAUCUUCAACUUGUUGAGAAAUUUAGAGGUUCAAAGGCAUGA